This is a messenger RNA of Artibeus jamaicensis (Jamaican fruit-eating bat), 2676 nucleotides long. RefSeq names its product MANSC domain containing 1 (gene MANSC1). The record is from RefSeq and is a predicted model, not a curated record. The transcript is spliced from 4 exons. The coding region runs from base 274 to 1524 and encodes 416 amino acids. Lineage: Eukaryota; Metazoa; Chordata; Mammalia; Chiroptera; Phyllostomidae.
AGUUGCUGCGACGGAAGCAGGAACUUGCGAACCACAAGCCAGCUGGCCCGGAGGCAGCUGCGGAGCAUCCCCUGCCGCUCCACUGAGAGCCUGGCGCUGAGUCGCCGCUGCUGUCCCCGAGGGCGCCCUCGCACGGGUUGGGCCUCAGGGGCACCGGGUCCCCUCGGCGCCAGAGAGAAAUUCAGUCAUCUGUGCAAUCUUCUUGAAGCAAACUAAGACCAGACAGAGGCUUCUCCUUGACCUUUGAAGACUAAAACUAUACUGAAAUCUAAAAUGUUGUCUGGAGGAGAACGGACCUUGACCUACACUUCUGUGACCAUUUGUCUCCUGACAGUGAGGCUGUCCGCCAGUCAUGACUGUCCUGCCUGGAGCCUGGGAGACGUGGUCAUUGACAUCCAGUCCUCUCUUACGAGGGGAAUCAGAGGCAAUGAGCCCAUACAUACGCUAACUCAAGAAGACUGCAUUGAUUCUUGCUGUUCAACAAAAAACAUAUCAGGGGACAAAGCGUGUAACUUGAUGAUCUUCGACACUCGAAAAACAGCUAGACUGCCCAACUGCUACCUGUUUUUCUGUCCCAGUGAGGAGGCCUGUCCAGUGAAACCAGCGGAGGGGCUUAGGAGUUACAGGAUAAUUAGAGAUUUUCCUUCAUCAGGCAGAGCUGAUGGGCCAAGCUCAGCAGUCAGUCCCACACCCCCUCGUCUCCCAGGUUAUUCAAAGCCCAUGGAUACCUUAUGGAGAGAUGCAUUUUCUCGGAAGUCUGGAGCUUCAGAUCGCUUGGAGAAGCUGUUCACGACUGAUCCUGUGAGCACACGGUUCCCCGUUUAUAAAGAAAACGCCCAUUCUCAGAGCUCACAGUUAUUCUCAGAACAAAGAACAGCCCAUCUGCUGCCUGAAAAUGUGACAACAGUCCCCACUGCAGAGGCCGUUGCUUCUCCACACAGCCUCCCUGCUGCGCCAGAGCCCGCGGUUCUUUUCCCCACCAGAGCUCCUGCCAUACCGCCCGUGACUCCCCAACUGCAGGUGGCCACCACAGCUCCGCCUGCGGGGACCCUCGAUUCUCAGCCUCCCACAGUCUCUUCUACACUUUUGACACGUGCUGUGGUUACCCCCCAAGCUAACGUGACUGUAACAGCCGUGCCAACUACCAUCUUUCAGGUACCUACAGACUCGCAAGGCCUAGCAGAAACCGUGCCCUUUAGAGAGAUGUCCAACCUAACUUGGACGGCAGAGGCAGCCCAUAGCUCUGCUACAGGUCUUUCGCCCAAUGUGGAUUCUUCUACAAGCAAAACGGCUUCCCAGGAAAAUGGGAAGACCAGUGCGGGCGGCUCCUCCCGGCACAGUUUCCCAGAAAGUCAGCACGACCUCCCAUUUGAAAAGUGGCUCCUCGUCGGGGCCCUGCUCUUUGGUGUUCUGUUCCUCACGAUAGGCCUCGUCCUCCUGGGGAGAAUAUUCUUGGAAUCCCUGCGCAGGAAGCGUUACUCCAGACUUGAUUACUUGAUCAAUGGGAUCUAUGUUGACAUGUAAGGACAAAGCUAGAUGUCUCUUAAUUUAUGUGGUUCCUUGUAGUCCACACAUACUGAGUUUCUGCUGACUUGCUGAUUUUAGGGUUUUUGAAGUACUCAAGGCAGGCAAAUGCCCCUACCACUUGUUUUUGCUUUUUUUUCUUAAGGGGAAAGAAAACAAAUUGGGUAAUUUGUAUGAUAUAUCUCUAAAAUACUAGCUGAGAGCAAAGCUCUACCUAAAAUAAUAAAGUACGAUUGCCAUAUAAAUUUGAAAAGUGACUGGCAUUUUGCAAAAAAGAAAAUGUUAGAAAUUUUAGGCUCCAAUUUGUUUAUAUUUCUAGUUCCAGAGAAAGUCAACUAUUUAUGAUAUUAAUUCUAAUGGAUUUUACUUUCCUUUUUAUAUAUAUUCCAAUAAAAUUUAUUCCAGAUAUACUUUCUUCUAAUUAAAUAUUUGAAUAAAUCUUUUGCUACUAAGUAAUGUUCUUGUAAGUUGUAUGCCCAUCUGGAUACCUUUCCAUUCUACCAGCAAAAUGAUUAAAUGAUGAAAAUAUGUGUUCUAAGUUAGGAUGACAACCCCCUCCCCCCUUAUCGUCAGUGAGCAAAGAGGUUACUUUGGGAGAAUUCUAGCAGAGUAUUAGCCUACAUGGAGACAAUGAUAAGUCAGUUCUGAUAAAUGGCCAAAUCUGUUGGGUUGGCCAAAGAGUUCAUUUAGGUUUUUCCAUACAAUGGCUCUAGUAGUGCUUAGUUAUCUUUGAUUUCAUUCAGAACAACUUUAUUUGAUUGUAUCGUGACAACUGUCAUAGCAGGGUGCAUUUAAAAAGAUCUUAUCCAAAUUUAUGCAUUUUUGUGCAGCCAUUUUAAUAUUGGAGAUGGAAUUAAAUGGAUAACACUUUUAGUGUAUUAUGCUGCAUUAUUUCAAGAAAGGUAAAAACUCAAUUGAAACACCCAAAAAAGAUUUGUGCAGUGUGUGGAGAAGGUGCUGUGACUGAUCAAACACAUCGAAAGUGGUUUGCAACGUUUCUUGGUACCAUUGACAUUUUGGCCAAAUAAUUCUUUGCUGCGGGUCUGUCUUAUACACUGGAAGAUGUUUAGCAACAUCCCUGACCUCCACCCACAAGAAGCCAACAGGAGGAGACAACCAACAUACUAAAAAUAUCCAAAUCAAUAAAGUUAU